UUACCCUGUUCUGGUUCAGACCUAAGCCCAGGCCCACCCUCCGUCGCGUUUAUCUACUCCCUGCUCCCAAGCCUCCCCAACCCCGUCCUUUCCCAAGGGAAUCCGAUUCCUCUGCAACUUGUCUCUCACCUGUUGGCUGUUUCUUCCUUCGCCACCUCAUUAUGCUAAUCCCCUACGUUAGAGCUAUAGGACAUUAGCCAUUUACCCUCACUGAAAACGCCGUUGCUCACGUGGCAAUAUCUCCGAACGUGCGCUGACGUCAUCCUGUGGACCUGACAAAACUCCGUUAUUCUCGUGUCUUCCCUCUCACGCAAGACCUUAUAAGUUUGUACCCUCUCCUUCCUCUUGAUAUCAUCCCCUGCUCCUUCCACACGUCCUGACAAUUAAACGUACACAUCCACAGCGCCCAUUUCCUUUCCUUUUUAUCUUUAUCUUUGUAAAGAAAAGGAACUGAACAUGAGCUGUAGUGUUGUUUCUAGUUAUCGAAUCUGAUGAGGAAGAAGCUUAAUUGGAGCCGUUUGAUCGUCCGCCAACUGUACGACUUCUUUCAUGCAGUGCCUUAUGGAAUCCCUUACUUUAAGCUGAUGCCACUCCUGCCUUUGGUGCUGCCGUCGGCCACUGCACAAACUGGUACGAUGUCGUCAAACAAUCCGUAUGGCAUCGACGCUAAUUUUAAUCCUUCAAUGACCAUCAUAAUAGUGGUCCUAGUCUUGGCCUUCUUCUUCAUGGGCUUGCUUUCUGUGUACAUCCGCCAGUGCACGGAGAGCCGUAUCACCGGCAGCGCGCGUCCGGCCGCCGCCAUAAACAGCGGAAACACCACCCAGGGACUGGAUGCUGCCUUGAUUCAAGCAUUUCCAGUUUUUGUGUACUCUUCAGUGAAAGAUCUCAAGAUCGGCAAGGGAACGCUGGAGUGCGCAGUGUGCUUAAGCGAGUUCGAAGAUGAGGAGACGCUUCGCUUGUUGCCCAAGUGCGAUCACGUCUUUCAUCCUAAUUGUAUCGAUGCUUGGUUAGCUUUCCACACAACAUGUCCUGUUUGCCGAGCUAAUCUCACGCUGGAUUCUGGGGAACUCUCCGGGAGUAUGGCAGUCACACCUAACUCAAGCGACUCGUCCGACGAGCCAACUUCUACAUCAGAACUCACUGAGUUAACUCAAGUUCCGAUCGACGUUGACGAAGAGCAAACCAGAGAUUCCCGAGUGCUUCUGAUGGUAAACACUAGAGAGAGUCCGCAAGCGAAGUUUCCGAGAUCGCAUUCCACCGGUCACUUACCGGUUCAAGCGGGAGAGAGCAGCGAGAGGCAUACGCUGAGGUUGCCGGAGGAGGUGAGGAAACAGAUCUUGAGCGCUAAGCUUAGACGAACGUCGAGCUCUGUCGAGGCUUUGCAGAGGCAGUGGAGCUCGAGGAGAGGUUACCGGAGUGGUGGAGAGGGCAGUAGCAGGGGAAGGAGCAACGUGGACCGCCAAGUCGGCCGGUCCGAACGAACCGCACGGUCGGACCGGUGGGUAUUUUCUAAGGCACCGCCAUUCUUCUCCAGGACCGUUUCCGGCAAGUCGAUAAAGAGUGCAGCUGACGGCGACGUAACGUCAAUGGUGGCGCCUUCCAAGUCGUUUUUCACGUCCGUCGUAGGACCGUUAGAUUGUCUGGCCGUGAAAAUGGAGGGAGGGGAACAGCAACUGAGUAGACCUGCCGUUUGAUUGGUGGUAAACAAAUAUAAUUACUUUCAUUAAUUGAAUUUGAGGGCCGUAAAUUAGAAAGGGCAGUACACCUGUGCCAAAUCAUAAUAAUGUGAACUUAAGUCCCUAAACUUUAUUAGUAUUUAAUAUAGAUUGUAAUUAAGAUUUAAUAUAAUAUGGUUUUGUUCGUGACCUUGGGUAAA
Vitis riparia (riverbank grape) is the source of this 1876-nucleotide messenger RNA. RefSeq names its product E3 ubiquitin-protein ligase ATL31-like. NCBI's taxonomy places the organism in Eukaryota, Viridiplantae, Streptophyta, Magnoliopsida, Vitales, Vitaceae. The record is from RefSeq and is a predicted model, not a curated record. The transcript has a single exon. The coding region runs from base 492 to 1694 and encodes 400 amino acids.